Lodderomyces jiufengensis is the source of this 432-nucleotide messenger RNA. RefSeq lists its product as uncharacterized. The coding region runs from base 1 to 432 and encodes 143 amino acids. NCBI's taxonomy places the organism in Eukaryota, Fungi, Ascomycota, Pichiomycetes, Serinales, Debaryomycetaceae. The transcript is spliced from 2 exons. The record is from RefSeq and is a predicted model, not a curated record.
AUGCCUAAAGUUCUAAUACAUCGAAUCUGGAUAUUCUCGAGUUGGAAUGAUUGUCCAACACCAAUGAUGAUAAGGUCCCAAAAUAAUUCACAAACUUCCAUACCCACAAAAUCAUCAAUAUCAACAACAGAAAUACGACAAAAUGACACAGACAAGAAGCAAGUACUAGACAAAUUGGAAAAGAUAUUCACAUUGAAAAUCAACUUACCAGAGAGAGAACUCAAUCACUAUAGUUUGAAAUUACAAAAUACAAUAAGUACAUUAAAUCAAGAUCAUUUAAGCUUUGUAAAUAAGGUCUUUGAUGAAAUUUUAGGUCACGACGUUAACUCGAAUCAAUUAAAAUCCGAGAUCGUUGAGUACAUGAUGCACAAUGAUGGCGUGAGUUCUUGGUGUUCACCUUUGAAAAAAGUAGUAUCAAGUAUUGAAAAGUGA